AUGUCCUCCUUAGCAGCAUCUUCAGAGACAGCUUUGGUAAAAGAAGUGUUUGUAUCAUUGAAAACACCAUUAAAGGUAAUUCGGAUCUCAUUUUUGUCUUGUUUUUAAAUAUUGUUAUGAAACGAAACUUUAAAAAUGUAUCUUACAAAAUACAAACUAAUAUCUACAGCACUUAAAUAGUAAACAUGAUUUACUAAUGUUUAAAAAAAGGAAAACAUUCAUUAUAAUGAAAAUGCCCUUUUUAAUUGUUUUGUAACCAAAAUAGCAAAAACAAAAUCAUUAUUAUUUCAUAAUUUUCGAUUAUUGUUUUAUGAAAUAGCAAAGGAUCAAAUAACCAUAAUAAAAAAAUAAAGUAGCUGUACAUUAAUAACUUAUACAUAAUAAUGAGCCUGUAGAUGAAUUUUCUAAAAAUCUAAUUUUAAAAUUGAAAAAUAUUAGUGUAGCAUAUUAUAAUGAUAAGAAAUCCAGAUAUCUAAAAUAUAUAUUUAUAGAUUCCUAAUAAAAAUAUACUUUUAUGACAUAUUAAAUAUGAUUACUAAGCAAGUUAUUUGUAGUUUUUUGAUUGAAUAUUAUACAAUGAUUAGAAAAUUGAAAUCUUGAACAACAAAUCAGAGAAAUAAAAUAAAUAUGUAUGGAUAAAUAGAUUCCCAAUUAAAGUAUUCCUACAUCAUAUUAUUUUAUUUGUACAUUUGUUAUUCGUUCAUUGUGUUACCUAAUUAUUUUUACAUAAAAAUGAGCACCCUUAGUGAAUCACCCAGUAUACAUACUUAGUACUAUUGAUAAUAAAAUAUACUUUUCAACUAUUAAAUGAGUAGUAUCCAAAAAAUAUGUUAGACAGUGUAUUUUAUGUACCUAUUUUUAAAUUUAAGAGAAAUGUACAAGAAUGUGGAAAUUAUAGAAGAAUAAAAAUGAUGAUCUGUAGUAUGAAGAUUUGGGAAAAAAAUAUAGAAAAGAAAAUACUAGAAGUGAGAGACAUCAAUAUUUAAGGACCAGUUUGAUUUUAUUCCAGGAACCAGUGUUUGGUGUGAGACAUAAUAGUCCUUUAUAGAUUUAAAUAAUGCUUUCCUUUUUUCAAUAUCUAUUGUCACUUGUUAGAUAGUAAGUUCCUUUUAAAAUCCUUAACAUAUUAACCCUAUUAUCUUUAAUAUUUUUUUCUCUCUUUCUUAUCUGGCGUUACAUUCAGAAAUCUCAACCUGUUUUCUCACUCACCGCCAAUUAUUUUUCACUUUUCUCCUGUAUAUUUCUAAUUCACCUAAACUCCCUCUUUUUGAUCUCUCUUAUGAAUCUCUUCUUUAUGCCCCUCCUGUUUGUAUAAACUUCUGUUUUCUAGAUUUCCCCCCGGCAAGCUAAAACUCUCCCUCCCUCCACCGUUAACAAUCUUUUUCUUGAUUAUAUUAAUGAUAGGUGGUUCUCUUCAUACAUUCUAGUCUUUAUUGAUGGUUCUGUUUCUCCACUUUUCGAUGGCUACUCUUUUUUCAUCCCUAAUCUCUGCAUUUCUUACUCAAACAAUCUUCUCCCCAUAUCAUCUUCUUUUUUGGCUGAAUUUUAUGCUACAAUUAAUGCUCUCACAUUAAUUUCCUCCUUCCCCUAUAUUAGUUAUUUAAUUGCUUCUGACUAAAUGUCAUAUUUCUUUGAUUCUCGACUCUUUUCUCUUGUUCUUUGCACAAAAAUUAUUCUUUUCUUUUGUUUUAGUGAGUGUUAAUGAGAAAAGGUGACUUUUAUUAGGAUGUGAAUCAUAAAAUUAGUGUGGUUGGUCAAAGUGGAGAAAAGCGUCAGUUGUUUUAUGUGUUAAGAGGAUUCCAAUGAAACUUAAAGGUAAGUUCUACAAGAAAGAGGUGAGACUGGCUAUGUUAGUAUGGUUCAUAAUGUUGAGUGUUGGACAUAAAACUAGAACAAAGAAUUUGUGUAGCAAAGAUAAUAAUGCUUAGGAUGGCGAAUAAAAUGACAGAGAAGAUAUCUUAGUGUGACUUCAAUAGUGUACAAAAUGAAAGAAUAUAAAUAGAUUGUUUGGGUAUAUUAUAAGAAAAGAGAAAUUAGAAGUAGUAACAAUUGCAAUGAAAACAUAUGAGAAAACAAGAAGAGCGGAAGACCAACAAAGAUGUAAUUGAGAAUGAUAUGCGGAUGGUGGGUGUAUGCGAGGAUGAUGUGAAUAUCAGAUAAAGUGGAAGUUUAGAGGAUGAAAAUGUCCAACUCCAAAUAGUUGAGAUAAAGAAGACUAGUUGACUAUUCAACUAUUUCAAUAAUAUACUGUGUUAAUACAUUAAUGGUAGUACAAAAUCUUGAGCUAAGAAAAAUGCAUGUACUCAGCUGGUAUUUUUUUUAAAUUCAUAACUCAAGUUUAUUCAUUAGUUACAAGAACAAAUUAUUAUUUUUUUUGAUAAAGUAUUAUUGUAUUUGUUUUAUUUUUCAAUAACCCUGUUCAAGUCAAAGAUUAGGUACUUUUAGAAAUAUUUAAAUUUAUGUGGUUUUAGUUGAUUUGAUUUAAAAUAUAUUUUAGUGUCAUAUUUCACGAGCUGUCAAACAUCUUGAAUUAGAUAACUCAAUUUUAAUAUUAAAUGGUCUUGGAAAAGCUAUCAAAAAUACAAUAGAAAUUGCAUUGCAGCUGCAGGAAAAAUUUCAGGACACAAUUAUAUUUGAUAUCCAAACAUCUACUGCUGAAAUAAAAGGUAAGUACACAUAAGUAUAAUACAAUCAAUAAUUAUGGAAAAAUAUAAAUUAUAAAUUUGAUUUAUUUAGUUUAAUUGAUAUUUUGUCCUAAUGAAUUGUUCCUUUUUUAAGAAUUUAUUUUUAUUUUUAGAUAUUUUAGAGCCAUUAAACGAAGACGAUGAUUAUGAAGGAAGAACACGUUCAUUAUCUUCUAUUCAUAUAAAAAUAUCCAAGUAA
Molecule: messenger RNA, 2883 nt
Organism: Cinara cedri
Lineage: Eukaryota; Metazoa; Arthropoda; Insecta; Hemiptera; Aphididae
Source: the annotation of a GenBank genome assembly